AUGACCAAAAAGAACAGAAAGAUGUCCAUUCCCUUGGAUUUGGAUAACUGCCAGACCUUGGAACAUUUGCAGCCUAUCCCCAAGUCUCGCUCAUCGUCGAUCACCUCCAUUGAGACUAGUGAUUCCGACGGGUCGGUGAAGAUGAAAAAGAUGCUCAUCCCUCCACCAAUCAGGGAGUUCGAUGAGUUGACUAGCUUCGAGAGCUUCAUCAGGGAUGAAACCUGGGACAACGAGUUUGAUUACUACCAUGCCCAUCUCUCGUACUAUCCACCAUUUAUCAUGAAGGAGUGCCACGAUAACUUGGACAAAAUCAAGCCAACCAUGAACAAGAACUCCCGUAAGUUUAGAAGACAAUUGCAGCACCACGUAAAAAACCACUUAUUGAAGGAUUUGGAAAGAUGCUGUGGUUACGAAUUGAACAUGGAAAAGAUUGACACUAUUGAGACUCCAGACAAGAUUGUCUGGAAGUUCAAUGACACCUCUGACCAUGGCUUUUCGAAGGAGGAGGAAGACCUCUACGAUAGACAUUGGAAAUUAGAAUUGGAAAUUUCAUGCAAUAAUGAAAAUCCUCUAGUUGACGUCCACUAUAAAUCUCUUCCACUCAUAGAGUAG
Messenger RNA from Suhomyces tanzawaensis NRRL Y-17324, 612 nucleotides. RefSeq names its product Ucf1p (gene UCF1). Bases 1 to 612 code for a protein of 203 amino acids. The transcript has a single exon. The record is from RefSeq and is a predicted model, not a curated record. Lineage: Eukaryota; Fungi; Ascomycota; Pichiomycetes; Serinales; Debaryomycetaceae. Gene Ontology annotation, biological process: energy reserve metabolic process.